Molecule: messenger RNA, 8272 nt
Organism: Neodiprion virginianus
Lineage: Eukaryota; Metazoa; Arthropoda; Insecta; Hymenoptera; Diprionidae
Gene: kibra
Product: protein kibra
Exons: 13
Coding region: 602-4615 (1337 amino acids)
Biological process (GO): regulation of hippo signaling; regulation of DNA-templated transcription; cell migration
Cellular component (GO): cytoplasm
Molecular function (GO): kinase binding; molecular adaptor activity
Source: RefSeq, a predicted model, not a curated record
GCGGGGGGUUGAACGUUCGACACAUUCGAUAUUGAUGAUAAUAACAUAAACAAACGAAUAAAGAAAGAGAGUAACGAAGAAAAAUACUAGUGUCGGAAAGUGUUGGGUGAAGUUGUUCGUUUGAAUUUAAAAAAAAAAUGCAUAAAUAAGAAAGCAAAAAAAAAAGUGACAGUGCCGAAUAGUGUUGAAUACGGAGUGUGUGCAGUGGUGGCCUUUUACCGGUAUACUUAAACGCGUAUAGUAUAAUAAAAAGCAAAAACAAGUUUACUUCUUUCAAAUAGAAACGUACUAGCGGUGAAAUUUUUUUUACAGCAAUAACUGAGAAAGCUAGAGCAAGACAGAGAUAGAGAGGGAGAUGCUUAGGAGUGAUGAUCAGACGAAGGGUGAACCUAAUCGUUGAACGCAUAACCGAGCGGGUAAUGCUGAGCGAAUGAAUAAAUAAAGAGUUUCGAUACCGGGGGUCGUCUCGACGAGGAGGAGGACGACGACUACUAUGUCAAUACUCGCAUACCGUUCGCGAGGCGUCUGAACGGUGCCGGGAUUGGUCGUUCGGGGCGGCGUGACGUCACUCCCGCUCAUGAUAAUGAGAGCUAAGUGAAAUAUGCCAAGGAGAAGAAAUGGGGAGAUACCGCUUCCGGACGGCUGGGAUGUCGCCAGAGACUUCGACGGGAAGGUAUAUUUCAUCGAUCAUAACACGAGGAAGACGACUUGGAUCGACCCGAGAGACAGGUUUACAAAGCCCCAAACGUUCGCCGACUGCAUUGGCAAUGAACUUCCACUCGGAUGGGAAGAAGCUUACGACAAGCACGUUGGAGCUUACUACAUCAAUCACGUUAACCAAACCACUCAACUCGAAGACCCGAGAUUGGAGUGGCGUGCCAUUCAAGAGGCGAUGCUCAGGGAGUAUCUUCAGACGGCCCAGGAUGUGCUGGAGGCGAAGAAGGAAAUCUACGAUGUCAAACAGCAGAGGCUGUGCCUUGCUCAAGACGAAUACAAUCACCUCAACAAUGCUCUGACAACCCUAGGAGCAUCUCGCACAAGUUUGUGCUCCAGCUCGAGUUCUCUGAGUACCAAGUACGACCCGGACUUACUGAAGUCCGAUGUCGCCCUCGCCAGGAGCCGCGUCUCGCGGCUCAAGCGAGAACUGGAGCAAAUUCGCGCAGAGAUGAACUGCACCCAACGGGGAGUCGAUACUCUUGCUAGCGUGGAGCAAAAGUUGAACGCGCACAACGGUGGAUGUUACAACAUCACGGAGGCUCAGGCCAUCAUGACCGAGUUGAGGAACAUACAGAAAUCCCUUAGCUCUGGCGAAAAAGAAAAGGCUGAGCUCAUGCAGUCGUUGGCAAAGCUUAAGGACGAGCUGACGAGGCUACAGCUGUGCGAAGGAAGUCCCGACGCGAGCACACUGAGUCUUCCUCAGGAGAAACUAAGCACCGCAUCCCAGACCGACUUGUCCGGCGAGUUGGUACCCAUCGGUACUAGGCUAGCCGAGAUGGCCAGGAUGAGAUUGCAGUACGACGAAGCGAGGAAAAGGAUACAACAUAUACAGCAGCAGCUCGCCGAUUUGGAGGAAAAGGUGAUUCCCGGUCAGACGGAAAGCGACAAGGACAAGCUGUUGUUGUUCCAAGAGAAAGAACAGCUUCUGAGGGAACUGAGGAGUAUAACGCCGAGGACAAGAACUCAGCAGGACAUGAAGGACAUACAGGGCGAAAUAAGGAAGCUGGAACAGGACCUAAACACCGCGCUUGAAUUGUCCAACAGAACAAUCACGGACAGGGUAAGACUUCACGAGGAAAAACAGCUGCUGCUACAGCAGCUCAGAGAUGCCCUGAGGUCCAUGGCUCUGUUGGAGGGUCAGCUGAAGACCCUGAGUGCCAGCACCUUGUCCGUAAGCAGUAGCUCAAGUUUGGGCAGUCUCAGCACGACGAGCAGCAAAGGUUCUCUUAGCUCUGGUCUAAGCUUCACCGACAUUUACGGAGGCCCGCAGUAUCUCGGACCUGUUCAACAAGAGAGGCCGGUAGACAUGGUCGAUCUUCACAGACGAGUUGAGAGACUGCUCAGGGGUUCCGAUCAGAACUUGGGGAAUCUCGGGACGCCGUCCCCUGGCAGAUCACAGCCUAGCCUAUCGCCGAGGUCAAGUUUAUCCAGCGUUAGUCCGCCGGUUUCGCCUCUCUACGAGAACGCGCCUAUGGGUCCACCGCCUGCGUACGAACAGGUAGAACAGCAGAGGAGACAGCAGAGGCUUCUCGCCUCGGCUUCGCCGCUGGAUCGUAAUCAGCUGGAAGACAAACUGGCCGAGCUUAGGCUGAGCCAGCAAGCGAUUCAGGAACAGUUGUCGGCGAAUUCCGAGCACUCGAAAUUGAGCCCGCAACCGCCGGUAGAAUUUCAAUCCGGCAACAUGUCGCAGGGGAGCGGAUUGGGCAGGCCGGCAAUGCCUUUACCGCAGGAACCGCCGUUGUCACCUAUUAGCGAAACACCUCCGCCACACGGAACUAGGUCUAGAGCGAGCAGUUCUGGUACCAACACUAGAUCCGUGUCAGCGGCUGUGUCUGACGAAAGUGUCGCUGGUGACUCUGGCGUUUUUGAAGCCUCGAACAGAAGACGAUUGUCCGGAUUACUCGGCGUCGAUCCGCUUGCCCUUGGUGAAAUGAACCUGGAGACGGCGCAAGUUCAAAUCAAGCUAAGGUAUUCAGUAAGCGACGGGUUGCUGCACAUUGGAAUAGAACGUGCAAGAAACUUGGCUGCGCUAUUUAUUCCCGACAACACGCAAGUAUAUAUUAAAGCAGCCUUACUCCCGAUGCAACCUCCAGUCAGUCAUAUGUACUGCACAAAGCCUGUAACAGACUUGCGAAAACCUACAUUUGGAGAAACAUUUCCAAUAUCUGUGCCGCUUAACAAAUUAUACACAAAAACCUUGCAAGUCAAUGUUUGGUGCACUGGCGGUGAAUCUGAGGAGUGCUUGGGUUCAGCCCAAGUCUCACUGGCAGACUUCAGUCAUGAAUCACCGAGCGUCAAGUGGUACAACAUCCUCUCCUUCCGCUUUAUGCAGCCAUCUACAUCCGAUACGACAAGUAACGGUAGUACAGUCGCUAACAAGCAGGGUAAACAUGACAAACAAGAGUCAGAUAUUUCAAUGUACAGAAGUACUCAAACCCAAAAUGCAAAGGAGGAAAGUAGCGACGAGAGUACCAUAAUAAGUUCCCAAACUUCUACCUUAACACGGAAUCAGGGAUGCGAAGAAUUGCAAACAGCUGUGGCCCUACGUCUUGAAGAAUUGGCCAACUGUCUUGGAAGUCCCGAGGAGGAAGAUGAAGAUGGGGAUAGCGAUAGCGGAAGUGAAGAUAGUGACCAGGAGGGAAUUAUUGUAGAGUUUAUGUUAGAGGACAACGUUUUAGAGGAUGUAUUAGAGCAUGAGGAAGACGAAGAACUAGCGGAAGAAGAGAAUCAAACACAGGACAAGGAAACGAACACAGAGUGUAUUUUCAUUCCCGAACAAGGCAAGCAGCGAAAAUUGUCAGCCGCAGGUGUUGUUCCUGGAGCUAUUCAUGACGAUAAGAAUUCCAUCGUCAUUAAACGCAGCCAAACUUUCUCUCCUAGUGCAGCGGUCAGCAGAAAUCAUUACAUUUGCAGGUUGAACCGCAGUGACAGCGAUAGCAGUAUGCCACUUUAUAGGCGCGGUGGUCCUUUCCAGCGGAACUCGGUUGAGAGACGUUCUUUGCGUUGGCGACGACCCUCUUCUGCCUUGAGCUGUAAAACAACUUCGAAAAAAUCAAAUCAUCUUAAUUCAACAGCUAGAACUUCUCUGGAUCUUGAAUUAGACCUUCAAGCGCAGCACGCAAGGCUGACCAAUUUGCAUGACGAAUUGGGUAGAUUGAGGGAUUUAAAACAGAGGCUUGAACAGGCCAGAGAAAAGGGGGACACGGAUCUUGCUACGUGGCUGUUGGAAGAUCACAAAUUCCAAAAUCUUAUGGCACAAGCCGAGUGCGGGAAGAACGGGAAAAGCGCUGAGGAUAAAAAGGUGGAAAAAAUGUUGAAGAAGACAUCCAAGGAAAUAUAUAAGUUGCGGAAAACUAAAGCUGGCAAGGGAAAACCAGAUAUUAUUUCUUUCAAAGAAAAAAUGGCAUUCUUUACACGCGUUAACCUGAAUGUACCGGUGCUACCUUCGGAGGAUUUGAUAUCUGAGAAUGUAACAACCCUGCCGUCACUUCCGCAUAGAAGACAUAUGUCGGAACCAGCGAGCAGCCAAUCUGUCGGAGUUUCUAAAACCAAUGUUUAUAGUGUGUCAAAUAAUCUAUUGACUAAUUUAACAAAUAACGCGUCAGCUGCUUCUUCAAGUGGCAGCGCAGGAACAAAUAAUACUAGUGGUGCGAUUAAAACAAAUUGUGCUACAAACAAAACAAAUAGUGUGAGUCAUAUUCCCGCGAAUGACUCUGGAAUCUUGACGGCGGAAAAAUUGAGUCAACCCAGCCUGGAAACAGACAGUAGCAAUACACAGUGUCAGGCUGGUCAGACUGAAGUUAAUGUGAAAUCGUCGGAAGAAGCAUCGGAGAGUGGUAGCGGAGAACCUAAAAGGUACGAGUACGUUGUAGAUCGAGUUCUAGGUGUCGAAGUGUAAAUAGUAAAUAAAUAGAGAUAUAACACUUUAUUUUCAAUUAUAUCAAAUGUUAGUAGAUAUAUUAUAAGAGUGAAUAUAAGAAAAGGAAAAUUAAAUAAAAAAGAUCCAAUUAACGAAACUUGAGAUUUCGUUAUUUCUUGUUUAAAAAAUUGGUACGUGUAACAGAAGUUUUACCUCUAUACAUAUCCGUAUGUUGACACUAUUUUUAAAUCGUGAUAUGUCGAACUACAUAUUACCAUUGAAGUGUCUGGUAAUAUUCACAAUAAGAAACAAUGAAGAACAAAAUAGACGGAUGAACAAUUGAAAAAAAACUUUAUAGUAAUAAACGCAAAUCACUAUACUGUGCCAUGUGGUGUAUGAGUAACAUUACCGCGGUCUAUAGUGAUGAAACAAUUGGGCACAAGUUUCUCUAUUUUUGUUAAUCAUCAUUUUGAGCAAAGAACGGUUUCAUAUCUUUCGACACAAAAUGUAAUGAGUAUGAAUAUGUCAACAAAUGGCGUACCCGUUUCACUUUAAACACUUUUAAUGUACGACAUGCUGCUUAAUAAGGAUCGGUUGGAACAAAAUUCUGUUACAGUACCAUAUUAUACAAUCAAGUGUUUAGUCAGAAACCAUGGAUAAGCACUUAUUAAACAAAGGGAAUUGUGAAAUUACCACGAGCUAAGCAGUAAAAACGACAAAAAAAAACGAAAGGAUUAAAUUUGAAAAGUUGCCAACACCCCUUUCCGUUUUAAUGAGAUUCUUUUUUCUCUUAAUACGUAAAUAAUUUAAACGAAUACAAAAUGUAGAACUAUUAGUUAAUUUUCAUGAAAAUGAAAAUGAAAAAAAAAAAAAAAACAUAAAAGCAACAAAACACACAAACAAACAAAACUGUCUGUAAAUAUGCAAGCAUAAAUUAUUUAAUUCCAAUAACGAUUAAAUAUUUAAUUGAUAAUUAAUUAAUUAAUUAAUUAACUGUCGUAAUUCUGAAGAAUUUUGAUUGAUUGAUUGACGAUUAUUAUUUUGUUUAAACUAGGGCACGUGACCCACCGAGCAGCUGGUCUGCGCUUUGAACAAAUUAAAUUUUGUGCCCUGGUGAGAUGGAGAUAAGUUUGGUAUUUUUUUUUUUUUUUUUAUCAUAUUAACCUAAACUGGGAUUACAGGUAGACUAAAAUGAAGAACCGUCAGACUGAAUUAUUAAUUUUUGUAAGAAUCCGUUUUUUUUCUAUUUUUUUUUUUUUUUUUUUUAACGUAUACCUAUAUAUUUUGACAAAAAACACUGAUAGACAAUACCCCGGAGAUCGUGUCGUAAUACGAGUCUCUGCAUAAAGUAGCGAAGAAUGUUGCAAAUUUUUUUCUUUUUUUUACGUACCGUGUUGCUAUAGCAUUUUGUAUAUGCAUAACUUGCAUAAUUGACGCAUGUAAAUCAUAACUGUAUAAUAAUUGUUAUCUUUACACCCGUGAGUUCCCUUGGACAGAGAACAGUACAAAAUUAUAUGAACAUGUCUUGUUUGGUCAAAUAUUAAAGAAGAAAAAAUGUUGUAGCAGUCAUUGUAACAGUUAAGAACCCGCGACAUUAACUGCCAAAUAAAGUAAUAAAUAUAAAUGAUUUAUUAAUUUUUGAAUAUAUAUGUCUAUUCAACUAGAGAAUGAAAAAUCGAGUAAUAUAUAAGGUAAUUCGUACAUAAAGAAUAAAAACAUCUGUUCGAAAUAUGAAAACAAUGAAUACAACAACACGAAUAUAUUAUUACAGAAAUACUACAGGUAAAUUUAUCAUGUAUGAUCAUGAGAUUGCCUUGUGAAUACAAAAUGAAAAGUGAGAAGAAGAAAUAAACAACCAAACGGCACGGGCGAAGAAAAGAAAAAAAAUAUCUAUUUGAUGAUGAUUCCAAAAUACAGAUCUGAUAUGAAAAAAACGAGUAAAUAAUAACAACAACAACAACAAGAACAACAACAUCAACAACAACAAUAAUAAUAAUAAUAAUAAUGAAUAAUAAAAAUAAAAAAUGCCCAUAUUUUAAUAUAAUUGUUAAAUAAUUAAAUAUACAUAGUAAAAUGCUAACUGACUGAAUACCGAAUGUAAAACUCUGUUAGACCUAAUUUUUUUUAAACUGUUAACUUUUUGAUAAUAUUGUUACUGUUGGACGUCUUUAAUUCAAAAUACGAUAUAUAAAUUCAAAGCGAAACUGAAAACGUAGUGAACUUUGAUAGAAAAUCUUGUAAACAAUUCGCGAAGCGAUCGAGUACCUACCUUUAUGUUAUGGCGAAACGAUAAUUUCUCUAUUCGAUUCAUAACGUUCCUAAUCAAAUCGAAUAGUAUAUAUAUAUAUAUAUAUAUAUAUAUAAUAGACAUGCACAUGUAUACCAUUUUGAAUUAAGGAUCAUCCAAUCAUAUUAUUUGUUGCUAUAAUUGUUAAAAAAAAAAAUACUCAGCCACUAUAAGCUACAAAAAAAAAAUAAACGUUUGUUGAAUUUGCGUGAAAUAAAAUAAAAACGUCUUAUGCCUAUUUUAUAUAGUAAUAUGAACUUUGUUAAUAGUAUAUUUUCACAUCAAUUCAAAGGAAACGUUGAGAGGAAACGAGAAAUUUAGAAUAUUUCUAAGUGUUACCGUUUAUAAGCAGUCAUUCAUGAAAAAUUACAUUUUCAACAAAUUCUUAUAACGUUCAAAAUACACAAUAAUCAUCAAUUAAGACGGUCAAAAACCUAUAUACUAAAAUUACUCGUACUCACGUAUGUAUGCAUACACAUACCGGGAAGAUCUCUUGAAGCGGAAGUGUCACUCUGAAAUUGGGACCGACUGACAACGGUUAAUAUAAGGCAUAGAGUCACCCGUGGUAGCAUGAAAAAACUCCGUUUCGCGAGAUCAUCUCGAAACCUAAGCUUUAGAAGAUGAAAGUGGAGAAAAAAUGGGGCAAACAGCUUGCCGAUAUUUGAAGAAAAGUAACUAUUGAGAUACAAUUUAAAACUGUUCCAUGAUAGGAAUUGGUGAAAGAUAAAUUAUAACCAUAUGAUUUAAAUUUUAGAGAAUCAUUUGCUUCUAAGAAACAACAUAUCCCAGUUAUAAUUUGAAAUAAUAAAAUCGUACUUUCGUUUCGGGCGGUAUUGUUGCUUUAUCAUUUUUUUCUAAUUCAUAUUUUGCCAGCGGGAGGGCCAACGUGGGAAAUUAUAAAUUCAAGAUUUGUACAUAAAUCUGUAUAUAUUUAUAAGCCUCUAAUGACUAUGAUAUAUUUCAUGUAAUAUGUAACAAAAUUAUCCUAUGUACACAUACACACACAUCCACAUAUAAGUAUACAUGAAAAAUUGACUUACAAAAUUAUUAUAAAUAUUAUGAAACAUGGUCAAUACUUGGAAUAAUUAUUAUUAUUUUACUAUUAUAUUAUUAUUAUAUUAUUAUUAAUAUUAUUAUUAUACAUUGAUGUAUACGUGCUGUCUCCCUACGUGUUGUUCAUAUUAAUGUCUAUCGGAUAUCAAUUAUAUUAUGUAUUAUUAAUGUUAUCUUAUGUAUUAUUACAUUAUACAUCGUAUUAUUAAUUCAAUAUGAUAAUUUCAUGAGAAGGAAAGAAUACAUACACACACGUAUACACAAAUGAAAUGCUUUGUGAAUAUUGGUCCAUAUAUGAUAAUAAUAAUAAUACUUAGAAAGAAAUAAUAUUAAACAAAUUAGAUGUCUCACCAUAA